CUCCUUUUUUUAUUCGAAGAAUAAUUGACAUUGUAUUACUUAAAAUAUUAUUCUUGAAAUAUAUCCUCAACCGUCAUAUUUUGUUAUACCUAACUGUAAAUAAGUGUGUCUACCUCGAGCACUCCUGAAAUUCUCAACUAAGAAUGAAUAUAGCUAUCUUGAUUUCUGAGUUACGGUGUUCAUCACAAGAGAAGUGUAAUACAUGAAGUAUUGUACAAACAGGCAUGCCUCGGAUAGUAAAACUUAAACAAAUCGAGAGUUACCUACAAGAUGUGGAGGGAUUUGAAAAACCCAAGAUUCUACUGGAACAAUACACGACUCCACCUCAUAUUGCAGCCUGUAUGCUACAGACAAUUCACUCAACUUAUGAUGACAUUGAAGACAAAUCUAUUGCUGAUUUAGGAUGUGGGUGUGGAAUAUUAAGUAUUGGUUGCUCUCAACUUGGAUCUGGAUACUGUGUUGGAUUUGAUGUUGAUGAAGAUGCAUUAGCUGUUUGUAGACAAAAUAUCCUUAGCAAUGAACUUGAUAAUAUCGAUUUAGUGCAAUGUGAUAUUACACAACUUAAUCUACAGCAGACUGCGGGAUUUCAUAAAAGUUUUCAUACGGUUAUCAUGAACCCACCAUUUGGAACCAAACGCAAUCAAGGAUUAGAUAUGAUAUUUCUGAAGACUGGGUUAGCGUUAGCCACUGAUGCCGUGUACUCUCUUCAUAAAUCUAGUACAAGGGAAUUCAUCAAGAAAAAAGCUGCUGAGUGGCAGGUGAACCUUGAAAUUGUUGCCCAACUUCGUUUCAACAUUGAAAACACAUUCAAAUGCCAUAAAAAGAAAUCUGUUGACAUUGAUGUUGAUUUCCUUAGACUGUCAUUUCAAUCAAACUCUCAAACUUGAUCUAAUAAAUAACCUUUUGUUCUAAUAACA
Octopus sinensis (East Asian common octopus) is the source of this 917-nucleotide messenger RNA. RefSeq names its product rRNA N6-adenosine-methyltransferase METTL5. The transcript has 7 exons. Gene Ontology annotation, biological process: rRNA methylation. The coding region runs from base 225 to 887 and encodes 220 amino acids. NCBI's taxonomy places the organism in Eukaryota, Metazoa, Mollusca, Cephalopoda, Octopoda, Octopodidae. The record is from RefSeq and is a predicted model, not a curated record. Gene Ontology annotation, molecular function: rRNA (adenine-N6-)-methyltransferase activity; nucleic acid binding.